AUGUACAAGGGCCAGGAUGAGAUGAAAGACAUAGAUAUCAUGACAUCCACAGGUGGCAUCGAGCUGCUCGGUCGCACCCAGGACCAGCUGGCCGGCAGCGAGGAGAGGAUGGCCGCGAUCCUCGCCAGCUGCAGGAAGUCCGAGCUCUCGGGGCUCAUACUGCUCGGGGGCACCCGCACCGCCACGGACGCUGCGCGCCUGGCGGAGUACUUCGCGAGCCAGAAGGCUUCAACCAGCGUUGUGCUGGUACCCUGCGGCAUCGAGAACUCCUUGCUGAAUCCGUUCGUCGAGGCCACCCUCGGCUUCGACACCGCUGCGAAGACCGUUGCCCAGAUUGUGGCGAACACGUGCACUGACGGAGCCAGCGCGCGGAAGUAUUACUACUUCUUGAGGUGCAUGGAUGGUAGCUCGACUGGCCUUGAGUGCACCUCCCACCUGUCCCUGGAGGUGGCUUUAUCAGUCAGGCCCAACAUUGCCCUUGGCACGGCGGAGAUCGAGGAGAGAAGCGCUGGACGUUGA
This is a messenger RNA of Prorocentrum cordatum, 519 nucleotides long. The record is from the annotation of a GenBank genome assembly. NCBI's taxonomy places the organism in Eukaryota, Dinophyceae, Prorocentrales, Prorocentraceae.